AUGAAAUUCGAAAACGUCGCAGUUUUAUUCAGUAUAGCCACGGCAGUUGUUGCUCAUGAAGAGGGAGCUAAGCUCAGGAGAAGUCUUAAUGACAAAGGAACUACCAAUUCGUUGACUUCUAUUUACCAUAGGGAUGUUGGAAAACAUAAGCUUGGAUGGAGAGGUAUUGGUUGGAGUAAGCUUUCUUCAAGGGACAUUACUGAUGAUGGCACUGAAGGGAAUAAUGAUGGUACUGUAGCAGUUGAAGGUACUGAUGGAAGUGAUGUUAGUACUGCAGGAGUUGAAAGUACCGAAGGAAAUGUUGAUAGUGCUGUUCAAAGUACCGAAGAUAGUGAUGAAAAUGCUGAAGGAAGUGACGACGGUACAGGUGUUGAAAGCAUCGAAGGAAGUGAUGGAAAUGCUGAUGGAAGUGGUACUACAACAGUUGAAAGUACAGCAGUUGAAAGUACAGCAGUUGAAAGUACUGGAGUUGAAAGUGCUGGAGUUGAAAGUACCGAAGGAAGUGAUGAAAGUGCUGAAGUAAGUGGUGACGAUACUGCGGUAGUUGAAAGUACUGAAGAAAGUGAUGGUACUGCAGGAUUUGCAAGUGCUGGAAGAGUUGGUAAUGGAGAUGACGAUAAUACACCAGAUGAUAAGGGAUGCAACCGUUAUGGAAGAGGACGUGAUGGAAAGAAUUGUGAUUAUCAAGGUCCUAAACCAAAACCAGGAGACCCAGAUGACAAGGAAGAUGAUAAACAAUGUAACCGUCACGGUAAGAACCGUCAUGGUGACAAGUGUGACUACCAUCCACCUGGCGAUAAUGAUGAUGACGGUAAUGAUAAUGACGAU
This is a messenger RNA of Debaryomyces tyrocola, 828 nucleotides long. The record is from the annotation of a GenBank genome assembly. Lineage: Eukaryota; Fungi; Ascomycota; Pichiomycetes; Serinales; Debaryomycetaceae.